UGCUGCAGGUGUGGCUGCACCUCGACGACGUCGCAGCGCUCACGCGCGUCAAUCGUCGUCUCCACGAGCUGGCGAGCGACCGUCAUUUCCAGGCGCAGUUCUUUCUGCACCGCUACCAGCCGUGGUCUGCCAUCUUCCACGCGAUCGGACGCCCUAGGCUCUUCCACGCCGAGCUCCUAGACCGCCUGCUCCUGUCGGGCGCCGUGCUGUCGCGAGCCCUCGUCCAGUCCUUGGUCUUCACGUUCAGUGCCUCGGGCUGCUGUCAUAUGGACCAACCGGGCGACUGGGGCAAGAAGAUCACCUUCCAGGCCUAUUCGGCAGUCGUGAAGGCUGGUGCAGACAAGUACGGCAACAUUCCCCUCGUGCCCAACAAGCUCGACCAGCGUAUCUUCAGGGAGUGGCUCUCAGGGCCGGUAAAGACGGCACCCAGCGCGGUGCGCGAGCUGUUCGAGUCCUACGACUUUAUGCCUCUGCCACUGCACACCUAUGUAGCCCGCGCUCCGUACGAUCCGACCAAGCCGAAGCAGCUUCUGGCAGCAGCGCUGUGCAAAGACCGCACUCUGGCGCCUCUUGCGCGCGCAAAUGGCUAUCAACCGAAUCACCGCGAUGCACUCGCUAUCACGCGCCGCAUCUUCCAGUCAGGUGUCAUGCCCGAGAUCAUGGUCAAGAAAAUCGAGGAGCUGGAUAGCGAUGGCGUCGGCUGGGUCACGCGUACUGUCGCAAGCAACGUUCUGCUUGGGCUGCGCCACAUUGAUCGUGCUCCUAUCGACUCAGACGAUAAAUCCGGACCCGGUCCAGCCCUCGCAGCGCUCCGCCGGCAGCAGCAGGACGCCUAUACUGCCCUGCAGAAGCUAGAGCAGAAUGGGUCUCUCAGAUUCUCUCUGCGCGGAGUCGUCAUCGAGCUGCUGCAGCUCCUGAGCGCCAAUCCCAGCAGGGCGACACUACCUCCACUGCUGAAGGCACUUUCCAAGGACUUCCCGAACCUGCCGUUCAGCUCGGCCCUCGUACCUGCGGUGUUCCGCACCGCAGAAGAGGACGAUCUCAGCAUCACGGAGAUUCAUCAGCGCAUCAAAGAAUGCGAAGUGUCGGCGGCGGAUCUGAUGACAGUCGCCGUCUGCAAUGCCACGUUGACAGUCAGGUGCAUCCUCUACGGCCGCAAGUUCGUGCCGGAUUUCGAUCUACAGGCAUUCGUGGACGAGCUGGUGGAAAGUCUCGUGCAUCAGCCAUAUCGGGGCGCCAUGCUUGGGAGCCUGCUGCACCUGGAGGCCCAGAUCGAUGACAUUGAAGUUCUCGAUGCCCGUACGCCACUCUCGCUUGCAGUGAUGCGGCUCGACUUUGACGUGGCCGCUUUGCCUUCGCGGUCACUCAACGUGUCCCAGUACGAGGCGCUCGUCGCAUGGCCCACCUCCGUACGGUCCCCUCUCGCCUUCGACUGGCGGGCCCCCUUACGGGAAACGCCGAUGUCGGGCGAUGUGCAGCCCAGGGCGGUCUCGGGCUUCACCAUCUUCGGAUGCGACGAUGAGGACGCAGCCACGGCCAUCAUCACAAAAGCUCUGGGCUCUGAUGAAGCCGAGGCAGAGCCAGUCGCACGCAGCUUUGGUAUCGCAGAGAUUGACCAGACGGGACUUGGGCAGGUCGAACUUCGCAGUCUCGCGGAGAUCGUCGACGAAGAAGACGAUGUGCAAUUCGUUAAUGCGCGGACAGAGCGAGUCUCGGCCAAGAUGCGUGCCAACAAUGUCUUCGGCAUCAUUCCUGAGCUUGCGACUCCGCUCGCAUGCGAGAUCAUUUGGGCUUUGGGCCCCUCAUCCGCCGCCGCGAACGUCGUGAUGAAACAUGCGGUCUUGAAUCAAAACAAGGCCCUCGUCGCGGACCUGAUCGAGGAAAACGUGCCGGUCUCCGGCGAGCUUCUCCACCUCAUCGCCAGGCUUAACCUCGCAGUCCCGCAGGCACUCUGCGCUGCUCUCGUCACCGAAGCGGCGCCGUUCCGCGCCUUCGCAAAUAGCUCCGACGAUGCCUUGGAGCUACCGAGUUCGCAGCAGGCCAGUGGAACACCUUCUGCAGCCGAGCGCGCCGUCGUAGCCGCCUGGCAUCCCGGCAACGGCACGUACCAGUCUGUCGAUCUCUCUCACGUCAACGGCGUCCUCAGGAUCAGCCCGGCGGCGAGCACAGUCCCGAAAGUCGCCAGAUUCCUGCCGCCUCGGGUCUCGCCUUCGUCUACACCGCCGUCGAGCCCACAAGAGCCGUCAGAGGCCGCGACGAAGCCGGCUGACAUAGAUGCCGCGCCGGCGCCGAACAAGGCGCUGGCUCAGCGUCGAAGUGGACGACGCACGGCUACACGCGUCAGCUACGCAGACAGUCCUGAGGCCUCCGACGCGUCGGAGAACGGAGGCGACAGUAGCGAUGAUGCUGAGUAUCACAGGGAGGAGGAUGACGAACAAGUCUGGGUGGAGUUCGACAGCAUGCCUGAGCGCAUGAGCCAGCGGCGCCGGCGUGCGAUGGAGACGGCCCUAGUGCAGUGGCAAGACUGCCUGUCCGAUCUCAUCGCCAGAGAGAACUGGUCCGACUCGAUCGCCGUGCUUCUCAUUCACCGCAUUCCCUCUUCCGCACAUCCAGCUUGGUGGGCCCGCUGCACCAGAUGCUACAACCCGGUGAAGACUUCUCUCGUCGCGCUCCGCCGCAGCGUAUCGGCCAGACUCAGAAGCCUGAAGAAGGCGAAGCCUGUCGGCAGUGUUACUUCACGACUCGCCGAGGUGGACGACCUGUGGAAAGAGCUGGAAGCGAACGAGCUGCCAAUCGUCAAGGCUCGAGUCAACCGAGCUUUGAAGAAGGACGGAGGGCCGAGGAACAGCAGGUGGCGGCGUAUGGACCGUCGUACGGCUUUCGUGCGCUCCGCCUUCAGCAAGAUGAAGGAGCGUCAACCUUGGAGGAGAUGGCAGAUUGUCGAGGAGGAGGAAGGAGACAAAGAGGACGGUACAUGGGAGCCCGCCAAGGCACAAACGGGAAUGAACUACUACAGCCACGGCUGGCGCGGCCCUUAUGGCUACACGUUUCCGUCAAGCGACGAGAGCUCGGAGGACGAGACCGAGGCACAGCAGAAGCGCGUCAAGACGAAGCCGGGCGAUGCGUCUGUGGGCAAGAAGGCGAAGCGCAAGCACAAGCGCAAGUACCUCCUCCCGCUCGCCGGAGGCAGUGCCUCCGGCGAGGAGGCCAGCAACGCCGAGGGCUCGUCAAGCAACAAGACGAUGCGCAAGAAGGCCAAGAAGUCGCGCAAGAGCGAGAAGCGCAGCAAGGGCAAGGACAGCAAGGGCACGAGCAGCAAGUCAGGCAAGAAGCGCAAGCGCGAUGCCGCCUCUUCCUCGGAGGAGAGCGACGAAAGCUCUGACGACGAGUCGGCUCCCUCGCCGGCCGCAAGCGGCACGCAGGCGCAGCCGGCGGUCAUGCGCUCGCCUCGCUCGUCUGCCGAGCCGGAGGAGCAGGAGCCCGACGCCGAGGCGGCAGACCAGCGGGCCAUCUUUCUCGCUGCCACCACGAUCGACAUGUGCGACGACGACAGCGAGCUGAGCGAGCUCGAGGGCGACGCCGGCGCGCUCAGCGACGACAGUGCGCUCAGCGACGCGCCUUCCGACGAGCUGUAGCUCCUCGUCGCGUGCGUCUUCCGCGCGCCGACGCCAGAGGCGCGCGUGCAACUCUCGGCCGUCGCCUCGCCAUCAUCUUCCCGUCCGUCCGCAAGUCUCCCUCCAUCCGUCACCAUUCCCGCCGCAUACGCCAGCGCGGCCCGCCUCUGCGGCCCGCUCGCUCCUCAUCCUGUCCCGUUCCGCCUGUCCGACCGUUGCAUGGGCCCGUCGGCGUGCGUCUUCACCGCGCGCGGGGCCGCAGGAGCCGGGGCGCCGCCAAGUGCGCGCUGGCUUACUCGCGCCAUGCUAGUUCCCUUCCCUCGCGUCACCCCACUCCGGCCGCGCUCGCCACGUCCGAGCGCCGCCCAGCGAAUGCCACGCUUCGCUCCCUCAUGCGUGACGACGGGUGCCAUUUCAAG
Molecule: messenger RNA, 4033 nt
Organism: Tilletiopsis washingtonensis
Lineage: Eukaryota; Fungi; Basidiomycota; Exobasidiomycetes; Entylomatales
Exons: 20
Coding region: 267-3635 (1122 amino acids)
Source: RefSeq, a predicted model, not a curated record